Molecule: messenger RNA, 2494 nt
Organism: Astyanax mexicanus (Mexican tetra)
Lineage: Eukaryota; Metazoa; Chordata; Actinopteri; Characiformes; Acestrorhamphidae
Product: protein NLRC3-like
Exons: 3
Coding region: 689-2494 (601 amino acids)
Source: RefSeq, a predicted model, not a curated record
AUCUUACUGAUAAAUAUAUCGACUCAUCGUUUUGAUAACUAGUAGCCAGCAAAUACAUCAUAUAAAUCUCUUUGGGAAAGAAAAGAAACUCACUACUUGAAUCGUUUUGUUAAUCAAUAUUUUCUUACUUUUACUGAGGUGAUAAUUCAAAUGAGCAGUUUUACUUUUACUUAAAUAAAGAUUAUUUUGAAGUAACAGUACUUUUACAUAAGUUCUGCCUUUGGCUACUACUCCACCUUUGGUUGAUUCUGAGUUUUGACUGUGAGAAUUUUGAUACACUUGGAACUCAGACUUUUGCUGUCAUGUGAACACAGAUCAAACCAGUCCUGUCCAGAACACCACAACCCAGAACCCCACAGCUCCCAGUGAACUGGUCCAGAACACCACAACCCAGAACCCCACAGCUCCCAGUGAACUGGUCCAGAACACCACAACCCAGAACCCCACAGCUCCCAGUGAACUGGUCCAGAACACCACAACCCAGAACCCCACAGCUCCCAGUGAACUGAUCCAGACCACCACAACCCAGAACCCCACAGCUCCCAGUGAACUGGUCCAGAACCUCACAGCUCAGACUGGAGGGAAUGUCAUUGCACCUGUUCUACAUGGAAAUGUGUUUCAUGGCUCAGUUCAUUUUCACUCUGUAGCUGAAUCUAGGCAUGAAGGUGCAGCAGGUGGAGGACAGGUAAUGAGUGAGAGUUCAGCAGCCUCUUAUACUACACUGACUGCAGAUGAACAACACUGCAUCAAGUUGAAGGACACUCUGAAAUUGAACUAUGAGCAUGUAAUUGAGAGCUCACAGACAGGUCAUCAGGAGUUCCUGGAAGAUAUCUACACUGAUCUCGUUAUAGUGCAGAAUAAAAGUGGAGGAGUCAUUAAUGAGCAUGAAGUGAUGCAAAUAGAGAUGUCUCCCAAUAAAGCUGGCAGUGAGGAAGAGUGUAUAAAAUGCUGUGAUAUUUUUAAAGUCCAGCCGGGUACAGGUCGACGGAACAGAAAAGUGAUGACAAUGGGAAUUGCAGGAGUCGGAAAAACUGUGUCCGUCAACAAAUUCAUACUGGACUGGGCAGAAGGAAAGGAGAACCAGGACAUUCAGUACAUUUUCCCUCUACCCUUCCGUGAACUAAAUCUGAAGAAAGAGAAGGAGUUCAGUUUGAUUGGACUACUGAAUAACUGCUUUUUCUCCUCAAAGCCUGCACUGAAGUCUCUUCCAGAGGAAGAUGGUAAAGUGCUGUUUAUUUUUGAUGGGCUGGAUGAGUAUCGUUACCCACUGGAGUUUAAAGAUGGAGAGGAAGUAAAAGAUGUGAAUGAGAAGAGUACAGUGGGCUCACUGAUCACAAAUCUCAUCAACAGAAAUUUGCUUUCCUUUUCUCUAGUCUGGGUAACUUGUCGACCAGCAGCAGCGCAUCUGAUUCCCCAGAAAUACAUCAAUCUGGUGACAGAAGUACGAGGAUUUAACGAUGAACAGAAGAAAGAGUACUUCACCAAAUACUGCAAAACAGAGGAUGUAGCAGAGAAAAUAAUUUCCCACAUAAAGAAGUUAAAGAGUCUCUACAUCAUGUGUCAAAUCCCAGUCUUCUGCUGGAUCUCUGCCACUGUACUUCAGCCACUGAUGGAUAAAGAGAGUGAGAAGAACAUCCCCACAACCCUGACAGAAAUGUACAUGAGUUUCCUACUGCAGCAGAAAAACCUGAUGAAGGAGAAAUACAGUCAGAAGACUGACCCUGAGCGCAUCAUUCUGAAGCUCGGUGAACUGGCCUUGACUAAUCUUGAGAGUGGAGAGCUGAACUUCUAUGAGGAUAAUCUUAAGGAAUGUGGGAUUGAUGUUACUGAUGGUACAGUGUUCUCAGGAGUGUGUACACAGAUUUUCAGCCAGCAGAAGGGAAUUUCUGAGAGAAACAUUUUCAGCUUUGUGCAUCUGAGUGUUCAGGAAAGCCUUGCGGCUGUAUAUGUGCAUCACUCCCACUGCAAUAAGAAGAAGAAUGUUUUCAAAAAGAAAGUUUUCAACAAACUUUUGUGGAUUAAUAAGAAGAUAACAGAUCUCCAUAAGAGUGCAGUGGACAGAGCUUUGCAGAGUGAAAAUGGACACCUGGACCUUUUCCUCCGCUUCCUCCUCGGCCUCUCUGUGGAGGACAGUCAGAAGGUUCUGACCGAACUUCUGCCAAACCUGAAGAUUAAAGCAGAGAGCGUUAGCAACACAGCUAUCUACAUUAAGGAGAAACUUAAAGAGGAAAUGCACUCUGAAAGAAGCCUGAAUCUCCUCCACUGCCUGAGUGAACUGAAGGACAACUCACUCACAGCUGAAAUCCAGAACUUCCUGAACUCAGGAACUCUCUCAAAACAGGAACUCUCAUCUACACAGUGGUCAGCUCUGAUCUUUGUGCUGAUGAUGUCAGAGGAGACUCAGGAGAAGUUUGAACUGAAGAAAUACAGAGCGUCAGAAGAAGGACUGAGGAGAUUACUGCCUGUGGUGAAAAUCACAGAGAGAGCUCUGUGA